CUCGCCUAGUGGUUUUAGUUACAUACGUUUGGUCAGCAAGCGGCAGARUAAGACAGGCCUGGGUUUGGGUACUGUCCCCUUUCCAGCUGCUGUUGACCACUGGAUAAAAAUAUAAUUUCCAGUGCUGAUCUGGCCAUCCUUCAUCCUAAAGAAGAUCCCUCGGUUCCUAAAGCAGGAGGGCUUUUCUCCAAAUAACCUCUGCAAGGAGGGAAGACACGCCUCCAGGGAAGGAAAAAGACAGAUUUUGCUGAUAAUACCCACAGAGGUAGCAGAAUUCUUUCAGAGAUUUGCCUAGCCCUAAGGACGAGGUGUAUCUGCGGGAGAGAGGACAGACACUUCCAGGUAGGGACGCUGUGGAAGUCGCUCUCUCAAUCUGACAGCCAGUGAAGAGAAGAAAAUGCCCCCUCCUGGAGGCCUCCCCUUUAGUGGUUAGCUGCCAAGAGAGGGACCGUUUGCAUCCCAGGAGAAAACUAGCAGUUUUAGGGGACUGAAAGUCCCAGGCGGAUCGUUUUUAGCACUUAAGAUCCUGGUUUCAUUCGCAAUCCCCUGGCCCUCAAAAUCUUUCUUGAAGAAGCUCUCGGAGUAACUGGCAGCAACGUUGACGUUCUGAGGAUGGGACUCAAAGGAGUGUGAAGGUCAGCAGCCUAGAAACCAGCCCUGAAGAUCCAUCUUCCUCCAGAAAAUCUCCCAGAAUAUCCCAGCUUCCGUCGUCAUGGCCUCCGACCUUGAGAGCAGCCUCACUUCCAUAGACUGGCUCCCCCAGCUUACUCUAAGGGCUACCAUUGAAAAACUAGGGGGGUCCUCCCAGGCAGGACCCCCUGGGGCUGCCCGAAAGUGCCCCCCAGGCUCCCCGACAGAUCCCAACGCCACCUUGAGUAAAGACGAGGCUGCAGUGCACCAAGAUGGGAAACCGCGUUACAGCUACGCCACCCUGAUCACAUAUGCCAUCAACUCAUCACCUGCCAAGAAGAUGACACUCAGCGAGAUCUACCGCUGGAUCUGUGACAACUUUCCGUACUAUAAAAAUGCCGGGAUUGGUUGGAAGAACUCCAUUCGCCACAACCUGUCGCUGAAUAAAUGCUUUCGGAAAGUGCCUCGGCCGAGGGAUGAUCCUGGGAAGGGUUCAUAUUGGACCAUAGAUACCUGUCCAGAUAUAUCUCGCAAGAGGCGGCAUCCUCCAGAUGAUGAUAUACCACAAGACUCCCCAGAGCAAGAGGCAAGUAAGAGCCCUCGAGGGGCUGUUCCAGUCAGCACAGAAACUUCUCUGCCCUCUGAGGCCACCCCUCAGUUAUCACUCCAGAGCACCACCCCCAUUGCCAACUACAGUCAGCAGGGAGCAGGACCUGUUGAUGUAGCCUCUACAGUAGCUGGUGGGCAGGGCCGGGAAGGGGCCGAUGUGCCACCGCCGCUCUACAGUGCCAACCAUGACUUCAAGUUCUCCUACUCCGAGAUCAACUUCCAGGAUCUUAGCUGGUCCUUCCGAAACCUCUACAAAUCCAUGCUGGAGAAAUCAUCUUCCUCUCAGCACGGUUUCUCUUCUCUCCUUGGAGACAUGCAGCCCUCCAACCACAACUACUACAUGUACCAGCAGCAGCAGCAGGGCCCUUCCUCGGUGGGCAGUGGCCCCCCACUGCACACCCCAACCCCAGAGGGCUGCCCACCCCAGGGAGGAAAGCAGCAGGGCGGUGAGGGCUACGGCCCUCCCCCAGUGAUGUCCAUGCACCCGCCCCCAAUGCAGCAUGGAGGCUACCACCAGCACCAGCAGCAUCACCCGCACUCCCACCCACAGCAGCAGCCGCAUCAGCACCAGCAGCAGCAGCAGCAGUCGCAGGCUUCAAUCAACAGCGCUGGCUUUGCCUUUCCCCCUGAUUGGUGCUCCAACAUUGAUUCCCUGAAAGAAAGCUUCAAGAUGGUAAACCGGCUGAACUGGUCUAGCAUUGAGCACUCCCAGUUCUCAGAGCUCAUGGAGAGUCUGCGCCAGGCUGAACGGAAGAACUGGACGUUGGAUCAACACCACAUUGCCAACCUCUGCGACUCCCUCAAUCACUUCCUUACCCAGACUGGUCAGCUUCCUCACCUAAUCGGCCCACAGCAGCCCCCCCGAAUCUCUGAUUCUUGUGCCCUUAACAGUGGCAAGCAGGAGCAGUCCAUGAACCAAGUGAACUCCUAUGGUCAGCCCCAGCCUCCCCAUCUCUUCUCCGGGCCAUCUCCUAUGUACCAGAUUUCCACCCAGGACUCUCCAGGAUAUAAUCGCCCAGGCCACCACCUGGUCCCUCGGCCUCCAGGCCCUCCUCCAGGCGCCAACGAGGAAAUCCCUGACGAUUUCGACUGGGACUUGAUCACCUAGCAAGUCACAGACUUGAGAGCCCGUCCUUCGUGAAGGACACGGGAGGGAAGGGGGACGUGGGGCGAAGGGUGUCAGCACCGCUCCCCCUGCCUUUCCUGUAUAUAGAUAUAUAUUCUCUAACUCUGCCAGAGAAGCCACCGCAAGAUGCUGCCGAAGAUAAUCCUUCCUUGCGUCCUGUUUAUCUUCUUUUUCUUUUUGUUUAUUAUUAUUAUUAUUGUUAUUAUUAUUGUUAUUAUUACCAGUAAUUGAGCACAGCCCUCCCGCUCCCUUGGUGGCCUUGGGUGCCGGCUCGGCCACUCCGUGCGCGUGGUGCCCGGCGCAGGGCCCAGCCGUGGCUCCUCGGUGCCGUGGAAAGACCUGGGAAGGCCAAAGCCUCGAGAGCGCCUUUCCCUGCCUCCGUCGUUUUGCGUUCAACAAUCCCUCUUUCCCCUCGAGGUGGCCUCUGGAGCUGUCCCGUUGGCUGCCGGAGCAAGGGAGCCUGGUGGACCUUGGGAGCCUGUAAUUAUGUUGUUGCUUCUGUGUUGUAAAAGUCAGGGGAUUAAAGGGACACUGGAGGGGGGUGUUCUUAGCUCUGUGAACUUUCUUGCACCAACAGGAGGGGGGGAAAAAGAGGAAAAAAAGGCAAGAAAAGAAAUAGAGAUUCCAAGUACAAAGAGAGGGCAGUCUCUGAGGUUGGGAGAGCUGAACUGAGCUGGGAAUGCGGAGAAAAGAAAACCUAUAGAAGAGAAGCCAUUUCAGCAGAGAUGGGUUUCAGGAUGCGAUGCCAUUUAUGAGAAUGUAAAGCUUGGGAGGGAAUCCUGGUGUGUUUCGUGCAGUUUCCAGGGAGGUGAAGCCUACAAGCCUGCCAGGUAAGAGAAGCUCCAUAGGUGUCUCUGCACCAGCAGCUGGGGGAGGCCAGAUGUGACUCAUCAAAUUCCUGUUCCCCAGAGCUUUUAGUUUGAUCCCAAGCCCCCUCUUCAAAAUAGGUGGUCAGACUCUCGUCUGCAUAUGCGAAUCAGGAAGUUCUCCCACGCCAUCAGUAUUUGUGCAGUUGUUGUUUGCCCCUCUCCCUCUCUCCUUUCUUUGGAGACUGUCCUUGCCUGUGGAUUUGAGAACGCCGGCAAGUCUUGCCCGUGUAGAUACACAUUGUCAGUUGUUGGCACCCGUUUGGUGAGUGGGCUGAAGGUGGAAAGAGGAAGCUGCUACUCAGGAUGCAGGUGAAUUAGGGAACUUGGGGUCAAGGAGCUGGAGCCUCCUGUUGAGUUAAUGGGAGGCCCUCACGGGUGACACGGUUGUCAGAGUUGCACUAGGAGAGGGACGAAAGGAACUGAGCAGCAAAGGGGUAGAAUACAAAGGGGAGGCUGGAGAGGCAGAUCCUUGCAGUUCAACCGGGGAGGUAGUGGAAGAGAUUUUAAGCCCUCAAGGAUGGGUUCUUGUCAGCACUUGCAAAGCAGGAAGGUGGAAAAGGUGUUGGAGGCAGGCCUGAGUUUUGAGAUGCUUCCUCCCUCAAGCUGUGUCCGCUGUUCCCCUUUUCCUAGUAGGGCUCUGCUCUGUCCAACCUCUUGUUUCCUCUCUGUGUUUUGUAGAACUUCCCCCUGCCCUUAUUUCCUAUUUACCAGGAGU
Messenger RNA from Nothoprocta perdicaria, 3949 nucleotides. RefSeq names its product forkhead box J2 (gene FOXJ2). The coding region runs from base 713 to 2347 and encodes 544 amino acids. Lineage: Eukaryota; Metazoa; Chordata; Aves; Tinamiformes; Tinamidae. Gene Ontology annotation, biological process: regulation of transcription by RNA polymerase II. Gene Ontology annotation, cellular component: nucleus. The transcript has 11 exons. The record is from RefSeq and is a predicted model, not a curated record. Gene Ontology annotation, molecular function: DNA-binding transcription factor activity, RNA polymerase II-specific; RNA polymerase II cis-regulatory region sequence-specific DNA binding.